This is a messenger RNA of Linum trigynum, 2468 nucleotides long. Lineage: Eukaryota; Viridiplantae; Streptophyta; Magnoliopsida; Malpighiales; Linaceae. The record is from the annotation of a GenBank genome assembly.
GUACAUCAACUUAACAGAGAAGGAAGAUUCUGGACGAGAAGUCCAAACAAUUCGACUCGGUCCACAAGCGGCACAACGAUCAGUAGAGAUAGAAAGUAGAUUAAAUAAAUCAACCCUCUCCAUCUCUGCCCCCCCCCCCCCCCCCCCCCCCCCCAUCUCAAAUUGACAUUAAAGAUAAGGUUCCAAUGUACAGUCUCACCUGUCCUGGUUACGAUGUCGGCGACCCAAGCAUCCGGGGAAGAAGUAGCAGCGGCAACGCGCGGGAAAGCUUUAGCAAGGGUCAUGUUCGGGAUCCAGCAAUCCUUCCAGAAGGAGACCCAAGCACCUCCUCCUGGAUCAAUGUGGACAUGCUUCCAGAAAGUCUCAUACUCCCUAGUGAUAUUGGCCCAAACAGACCCCAAGAAUCCGCUUUUACAGCGAUCACUCCGCCAAAUGGAUUGGGAAUCAGUAUACUUGGAGUUUAUAAGCUCCUUCCACCAAGAGUUAUUCUCAGACGCGAAGCUCCAAAGCCAUUUGGAAAGCAUGGCUUUAUUGAAGCUCUUAAUGUCUACCAUGCCAAGGCCGCCGUCUUCCUUCGAAACCUUGCACAAAUCCCAUCUCACAAGGGGAAUCCUUUGAUUUUCAGACGUACCACUCCACACAAAUCUCCUUUGGAUCUUUUCGAUUCUAUUCACUACCUCCAUUGGAGCUCGCAAAAGAGAGAAAUAAUACAUGAGCUGAUUUGACAAAACUGAUUUAUUCAAAACCAGUCUGCCACCAAAAGAAAGAAACUUAGCCUUCCAACCCUCGAGCCUUUAUUGGUACUUCUCAAUGAUGGGAUACCAAGUCGCGGUAGCAUUCACCUUCGAUCGAAGAGGGUAGCCAAGAUAUUUGAACGGCUCAUUGCUCCACCUACACCCCAUAAUAUCCACAAAGAAUUCUGGGUUCAGGACGUCGCCAACAGUAAACAUAAUCGAUUUGUCCAGGUUGAUCCUUAAUUAGUCCCGAGACUGCUUGGGAGCAAACAAACGUGGCCAUAAUGCUUAAGACUUGAUCACAGGAAGCAUCGCAGAAGACGAGGGUGUCAUCGGCAAAUAAUAAAUGUGAGACUUCCCCGGCACCCGUGUUAUCGUUCAUGCAAAAUCCUUUGAUUUUCCCGGCUUCCCGCACCUUCUUCAUCAUAAAGGACAAAACAUCCAUAACAAGGGAAAAGAGGCCAGGAGAAUGCGGAUCGCCUUGGCGGAGACCCUUCUGCGGCUGGAAAUAGCCUUCAACUUCACCGUUUAUGAGAGUGGAUAUGACCGGAGAGCACAUAGUUCCAUGAAUCCAGCUUUGCCACUUAGAAGGAAAACCGGGCUUUGAAAGAACUUUGAAGAGGCAAUCCAAGCUAACAUUGUCAAAUGCCUUUUCGAUAUCAAGCUUGAACAUAAUCCCAGGCUUCUUGCUCUUCCACAGGCUGUCCAAGUAUUAGAGUAUAGGGUAGUACGAGUAGUAUUGUGUUAUACUACGAGUACUGUUAUGUAAUUGGGUAGAGUUAUAUUCCUUAUCAGAGUUGUACAAGUUAAGUAGUUUCCAUAUUAGUGUUAGGGUUAUUAUAGAAGUCAGUCUCUGUACUCUAUAUAAACCUAUAUGGUUUCAGUAAUAAAACACAACAGUUUUCACCGUAUUCUGAUUUCUCAACAUGGUAUCAGAUCCUGAUUCAAAAAUCUAAUCGAAAAAACCCUAAACUCCUUUUCUUCUUGGGCCGCCCACCAUGAGUGCACAGUCGCCCGGCAUACGAUUAUGAUCAUUGCCCAACCACGAUCUGAUCACUCUCCCUGAUUAUUGUUUUUAGUUGUAGCUUAUGUGUUUAAAAGAAAAUAAAAUUCCCCAAUAGUCUUUUCCUUUCUUUUCCCGAGUCCUUGUGAAGUUACAAAGGCAGUGUCCGAGCGUGAUUUGUUUGCCCGAGUGUCGCCGCUAAUCUGCUCUGUUGGUCGGCAAGAAUAACAGCUCCGUCAUCAGCAUUUUGAUCGUUGUCAAGUUACUGUUUAUCUCCAGUUCACAAGAUCAGAUUCAUUUUGGUCAGUCUUUUACUCCAAUCCCAGGUUCGUGCACGCAGUCUUCUCGGUAUUAUUUCGCAUCAAGUAUCCGGAAUCUUGGACAUGGGAAUUUUGGGUUCUGUUUGACUUCAAGUGAAUUUGGGUUGCAGUUCGGAUUGCUUUUCUCUGAUUGGUCAAUUUGGAGUAAUUGAAUUCUUGGGACAAAGUAAAGGAACUAGCUCAAACGCGAUCAGACCAGCAAGUUUCUGAUCACAAGUCUGCCGCAGGGGGCAGUAGACUUAACGAACCGUAUGCAGGUCAAUUAUGGAAGAGGGAGAUUGCAGGGCCCGAAUAUAUCCUUGUGCUAUGAAUGAUUGUUUCAGAUGGACAGAGGACUAUCCUCCUGUGAUUUUGGAAUCUGUAAUGGUUGAUCUGAGCCGUAUGGCCAAUUAAUUAAAGCAGGACGUGAAU